AUGAAGGUCGGCGACAUGAUGGAAGCCAAGAGGAAGAAGGGCAGUCCUGCGCAGGGAGAGGAGACCAGAGAGAUGAAGAGAGAUCAUUUGAAGCAAAAUUGGCGAGAAUCGAGAAACGGGAAGACACUUAGCUUCGGCAUCCUGGCACUGAUGCUCGUCGCCUCCGUGCUCAGCAACUUUGCCGCUUUCCACUUCAAGGAGGCCCUGCCCUGCAAUCUCUACCUCUACCUCGCCAUUUCCAACAUCGUCCUCUUCAUCACCCAUCAAUCGCUCUCGGUCUACUUUCAUCCCGAGACCGUGUCGCUCGCCACCAGCCCCGUGCCUCCGCUCGUCCCGCACUCAUGGCGCGGUCGGAUAGGCCGCCAGCUCAUGCUCGGAUUCGAAUUCCUCACCAACAAGCUGGGCGUGACCGUGCUCUGCGCCCAACUGGGCUUCAUCCUGCAUCUCUUCCUCCUCUCCCCCGCCGAGGGCCGCCUCGAGAUGAGCGUGCUCGACCCCAAGCUCGGUCGACCCCUCCCCGAGAAGGACUAUGGCAACAGCUGCGACAACCUCAGCCAGGUGUACGACUCGCUCUACGACUUCUUCGUGUUCGUGCACUUCACCGGGUUCAUGCUCAUGGCGGGUUGCAUGCGUAGCUUCGCGAUGCCGUUUGCGGUUGGCGUGUUCGAUGAGCUCAUCGAACUUUCCCUGCAGCACAUCUUCCCUAACUUCCGCGAGUGCUGGUGGGACCACUUCCUCGCGGACAUCUUCGGUGCCAACCUCCUGGGCUGCCUCACGGGCUAUCUCAUUACCCAGGUCACCGACGUCCAGCCCUUUACCUGGCUCGCGCCCGUGCCGGUCAACGAGCCCUCGCCCAAGCCCCGCCUGCGCCUCUUCCCCUCGCCCUUCUUCUCCAAGGUCUACGACCUCUUCUUCGGCAGCGACAAGCGCCCGCUCUUCUUCCUCGCCAUCAUCUUCUUCCAGCGCACCGUGGGCUUCGUGAUCCCGUUCGCCUUCAAGUACGUGAUGUGGGUGCCGGUGCCCCACAUCAUCUUCAUCUGGCACGGUGUCUGCCAGUUCGGACUUCAGCUGCGGCUCUACGCCGAACUCUACCAAGACCUGGCCUCGACCUACGCCGACGAGCAGCACGCCCAGCACCACAACAACGGCAAGGACCGAACGCCGACCAAGGGCUCCACCACCACCACACGAAGCGCAUCAGCAACAGCGACAUGGGGAUCUGGCGGUACCAGUGGCGGAUCAUCAACGUGGCCCAACCUCACCCCGCCCACCGAGAUCCUCGCCAUCUGGCUCUUCAUCGUCAUCGCCAUCGCGUUCUGCCUCACCUUCUCCUUCGACAAGCGUCCCAAGAGCAGCCGCUCCUCUUCGGCCGUCAAGAGGAAGAUGCCCUGA
Messenger RNA from Acanthamoeba castellanii str. Neff, 1392 nucleotides. RefSeq lists its product as uncharacterized. Gene Ontology annotation, molecular function: L-serine-phosphatidylethanolamine phosphatidyltransferase activity. Gene Ontology annotation, biological process: phosphatidylserine biosynthetic process. The record is from RefSeq and is a predicted model, not a curated record. The coding region runs from base 1 to 1392 and encodes 463 amino acids. Lineage: Eukaryota; Discosea; Longamoebia; Acanthamoebidae. The transcript is spliced from 6 exons.